AUGUCAGACGGCAGCCGAAGCGAGAACAACGACGACGAUCACUUAAGCGUGCGAGUACGUCGGAAGCAGCCAUUGCACCGCAGGGCUUUGACAGCGGACAACGCUCAACUACAGGUUCGUUCAACUCUUCAUAUCACGCUGUUCUGGUUGGGUAACGACUCGACUGAGCCAAGGAAGUGGGAGACAGACCUCGUUGAACGAUGUUCUGAUCAGAAAAGCUCGCGUUCAAAUUGUUCGCAGCAGCAUCAGCCUCACACCCUUUGA
Molecule: messenger RNA, 264 nt
Organism: Pseudozyma hubeiensis SY62
Lineage: Eukaryota; Fungi; Basidiomycota; Ustilaginomycetes; Ustilaginales; Ustilaginaceae
Product: 20S pre-rRNA processing of protein
Exons: 2
Coding region: 1-264 (87 amino acids)
Source: RefSeq, a predicted model, not a curated record